Tetrapisispora phaffii CBS 4417 is the source of this 1116-nucleotide messenger RNA. It is a transcript of the gene MRP51, whose product is annotated as mitochondrial 37S ribosomal protein bS1m. Gene Ontology annotation, molecular function: structural constituent of ribosome. Gene Ontology annotation, biological process: mitochondrial translational initiation. NCBI's taxonomy places the organism in Eukaryota, Fungi, Ascomycota, Saccharomycetes, Saccharomycetales, Saccharomycetaceae. The transcript has a single exon. The coding region runs from base 1 to 1116 and encodes 371 amino acids. Gene Ontology annotation, cellular component: mitochondrial small ribosomal subunit. The record is from RefSeq and is a predicted model, not a curated record.
AUGUCUCACCUGUCGAAUCUGCUAAGGAACUCAAGGCUGGCUCAUUUGCCAAAGACAAAUAAACCAUUGGUCUCUACAAGUGAUAAAUAUUUUUAUCCAACGCAUCAGAUUAUUGAAACUAAACCAGCGUUGCUGCAUAGAAAUGAAUGGGGUUUGAAAUCAACUAUUCCAGGAAGAAAAUCUUCGUCAGAUUAUGAUUCUUCAAGAAACAAAAUCAAACGCACAAAGUAUCUAGUGUUCAAUGAAUUGGAUACAUUGGAGAGAAUAACCACUUUCGAAAAGCUAGGUAACUCUCAAUACAACAGAUUGAGAUUCAAGGAAAUGAAUCUUCAUCCGACUUAUAAUCCAGGUGUGGUUAAUCCUUUAUUUUCAGGUGAUUCGAGUUCAAAGGACCAAUCUGCUCCAUUAUCAUCCGUUUUAAAUUUACAACCAGGAGCAAACAAUACUGCGAAGAUCAAUAAACUGAAGGCAAAAAGAUCUUAUUUAAAAGAAUGGAUAUUAGAGAAUGAUCCACAAUCUUUGAAAUAUAAAAAAUUUAAUCUAAAAGACAUGUCUGGAAAAAUGNNACUGUACAAUUUCUUGGAAAUUGACGAGCAAAUGAACAAAAAUAAUAAAAAUCGCCAAAAUUNNAUUAACUUAAAUAAACAAAAUAUGAGAAAGGUGAUCGGCACAGGUGGAUUGACUUAUAACUUAAAAGGAAAAUUGAAAAAUUCUCCAAAUGGCAUAGUUCAAAAGACAAUUGUUCCAGGUAGAUUUAUUAACGUAGACGGAUUCGAUAGACUUGCUGCAAUUGGUGGGUUCAUCUCCAAUGCAAGCUCAUCCUCGCCGAUGAGUUCUCAGGUAGUUCACAAUAUGGGUGACUUUAUUAGACAACAAAAAUUUCCAUUCGAACUUCAACAUGCAGCUGUUCAAGGUAAUGGUAAAAUAGUCAUCAAGUCGAAAGUGGUAAAUGAUUACUUGAAUCAGAUGAAUAAAGACAGAAUCAACGUGGCAACUCGUAGAUAUGAACAGAAUCCAAAGAAAUUCAAUAGAAAAGGAAACACGGGUUCGAGUUCAAGUGCUGACACAGUCAAACAAGCUGAAGAAUUAUUAAAAAUUCUAACAAAGUUUGAAUAA